Messenger RNA from Sciurus carolinensis (gray squirrel), 2076 nucleotides. Its product is annotated as zinc finger protein 883-like. The transcript is spliced from 7 exons. The coding region runs from base 1 to 2076 and encodes 691 amino acids. NCBI's taxonomy places the organism in Eukaryota, Metazoa, Chordata, Mammalia, Rodentia, Sciuridae. The record is from RefSeq and is a predicted model, not a curated record. Gene Ontology annotation, molecular function: RNA polymerase II cis-regulatory region sequence-specific DNA binding; DNA-binding transcription factor activity, RNA polymerase II-specific. Gene Ontology annotation, biological process: regulation of transcription by RNA polymerase II.
AUGGACACACUGGCUUACAAGUAUGUGGACAAAUUGGGAUCUGAAGCUCAGGGCAUGGGUGUGGAACUGUUGAUGUUCAGGGAUGUGGCCAUUGAUUUCACUGAAGAGGAGUGGAAAUGCCUUCAGCCAGCUCAACAAAGAUUAUAUAGAGAUGUGAUGUUAGAGAAUUACAGAAACUUGGUCUUCCUCGCAAUGAUAUCUCAUAAUACUGAGGAAUUUUCACCAGACCUGGGAAGAAGACAUAUAUUUCAAAAAGUGAUUAGUGGAACAUGUGGAAAUUGUGAUCUUGACCAUUUAGAACACAGGAUAAUAUGGAGAACUUUAAGUGAGAGUGAACAUCAGAAAUUAAAUUAUCAAAAACCAUGCCUUAUUCAACAGCAGAGAACUUAUACUGGAGAGAAGUUCUGCAAAUGUAAAGAAUGUGGCAAAACUUUUAAUGCAAAAUCACACCUUAUUCACAAUCAGAGAGUUCAUACUGGAGAAAAACCCUACAAAUGCUCAGUAUGCAACAAAUCUUACAAUGCAAAAUCAUACCUUAUUUGCCAUCAAAGAAUUCAUACUGGAGAGAAGCCCUACCAAUGUAAAGAAUGUGGCAAAACAUUUGGUCGAAGAUCACACCUUAUUCAACACCAAAGAACUCAUACAGGAGAGAAGCCCUUCAAAUGUACAACAUGCAACAAAGCUUUUAAUCACAAACCACACGUUAUUUGCCAUCAGAGAAUUCAUAUGGGAGAGAAACCCUACAAAUGUAAGGAAUGUGGCAAAGCUUUCUAUCAAAGAACAUGCCUUACUCAACACCAGAGAAUUCAUACAAGAGAGAAGCGCUACCAAUGUAAAGAAUGUGGCAAAACUUUCUAUCAUAGAUCAUACCUUACUCAACACCAGAGAACUCAUACAGGAGAGAAGCCCUUCAAAUGUACAACAUGCAGCAAAGCUUUUAAUGACAAAUCAUGCCUUAUUUGCCACCAGAAAAUUCAUACUGGGGAGAAGCCCUACAAAUGCACAGCAUGCAACAAAGCUUUUAUUGUAAAAUCAUACCUUAGUUUCCAUCAAAGAAUUCAUACUGGAGAGAAGCCCUACCAAUGUAAAGAAUGUGGCAAAGCUUUCUGUCAAAGAUCACACCUUAUUCAACACCAAAGAACUCAUACAGGAGAGAAACCCUUCAAAUGUACAACAUGCAACAAAGCCUUUAAUCACAAAUCACACCUUAUUUGCCAUCAGAGAAUUCAUACUGGAGAGAAGUCCUACAAAUGUAAAGAAUGUGGCAAAACUUUCCAUCAAAAAUCAAACCUUACUCAACACCAGAGAACUCAUACAGGAGAGAAACCCUUCAAAUGUACAACAUGUAACAAAUCUUUUAAUCACAAAUCACGCCUUAUUUGCCAUCAGAGAAUUCAUACUGGAGAGAAGCUCUACAAAUGUAAAGACUGUGGCAAAGCUUUUAAUGACAAAUUGCACCUUAUUUGCCACCGGAGAAUUCAUACUGGAGAGAAGACCUACCAAUGUAAAGAAUGUAUCCUGUAUUUGCAGACAGAGAAAGUACCGGUGAUCCAGUUCAUCUUUCUUGUGCUCCUGAGAAAGGAUGGUGGUGAUGAUGGCUAUGGAAGGAAGGGUCCCACCCUCACAGUCUGGGUCAGAGAAGAAGCUCUGAAGCAGCCAGACACCAACACUGGACACUAUGCUGAGGCCUCCAGAAUGCUGGCACAUGUGGAGUGGGCAAGUCCAGACCUGCACUAUGCAUCCAUCUAUCCAAUACCAGCACUGCCUGAGAGCUGGGCACGUGCAAAAAACAUCGGUGGCCUGGGCAUUUCCUGCAUGGAUCCGCUGAGUGUGGACUCCCCUUGUCUGAGUUUUAAACCAUGCGAGAUCUGCUUUAGGGACCACAGAAGCCUGUGGGGAGGAGAUCCCCAGAGAGCAAAGCACUGCUUCUGUCCCUCAUGUCCUUGUUUGGGCACUGGCGAGCACGAGAGGUGGCGCGGUCUGGUGACAGUUGCUGUGGAGGUCCUGGGGAUGUGGACUCCUCCAUGUCCCCACUGUGCCCCAGGGACAGGGCCUCCUGGUGCCAGGUGUAUUUAG